Trematomus bernacchii (emerald rockcod) is the source of this 850-nucleotide messenger RNA. Its product is annotated as C-C motif chemokine 4-like. NCBI's taxonomy places the organism in Eukaryota, Metazoa, Chordata, Actinopteri, Perciformes, Nototheniidae. The transcript is spliced from 3 exons. The coding region runs from base 329 to 649 and encodes 106 amino acids. The record is from RefSeq and is a predicted model, not a curated record. Gene Ontology annotation, biological process: cellular response to type II interferon; cellular response to interleukin-1; positive regulation of ERK1 and ERK2 cascade. Gene Ontology annotation, cellular component: extracellular region. Gene Ontology annotation, molecular function: chemokine activity; CCR chemokine receptor binding.
UGGCAGUUAUAUCCAGAUAAAUCUAAAGAGAAAGCAACAAUCAAAAGCCCUAUCCAUAUUCUGUGCAAAACGUUUUGAAGAAUUGUUUCACAUAAUUAUUGACGUCACAUUUCCUCUGCAGAAAACAGAGCUGUAACAGAAAACAAGAACCAGUUUUUUUUCUUUCCGAGAAUCAGUUGCUUUGUGAGAACAUGACUCAGCAAUGAUGGGGCUGUUGGAGGCAGGAGUUGUAUAAAUACAGGGAGCACAGAGCAGGUUUCUAUCACACUUCAAUCCUUGAAGAUUACAAGCUUUCAUCCCAACAGCAGCUCUGAACCAUCUCUGAACUAUGAAGACUCUGGUGACGCUCGUACUUCUGAUCUGCGUCCUGCGUCACUGCACUGCCGCUCCGUUUGGACCAUCAACACCAAAGGAUGGAUGUUGUGAAGGCUUCACUAAAAAAAGAAUUCCCAAACAAAUGGUGAAACACAUGGCGAGGACCCCGAGUGACUGUGAACCCCGAGCAAUUGUAAUCACAACUGUAUGUCUGAAGAAGUUCUGUAUUGAUCCUAACCUGCCCCUCGCAAAGAACCAAUUGGCACUUUUCGAGACGUCACCAUCUGCAAAUGGUUUCAAUGUUGGAACAUGUCCAACGAGACAAUACAAGUGACAGGCUGAUCACAUUGUGAGGCAGAGUGUCUUUUAAGAUAAGACAAUAUCAACUACUAUUGUAUGUUACUGAAUUAAUAUUAAGAUGUAUGAGUCCUCAUGUGUGUGUAUGACAUUGCCUAAGUUAAUAUUUGGAGAACAUUGUAAAUGUAUUUUUGCUACACAGUGACUGUCCCUUUUAGAAUAAAAGAUUAUUUUUGUA